AAUUAUAAUAAAAUAGAGCAUGUGUCAGAUUGACGAUGACUGUCCACAUAAUAGUGGAUGAUGAUUUAAUGAUUACUGCAGUCUUAUGGGCGAAAGCUGUGAUGAUCCAGAAGGGAUCACUCUGACUACUCUUCAUAUUAUAUUAAUUUGAGCUGCUAUUUUAGUUGGUCUUAUAAUCAUAGCAACAAUUGCUUGAUGGAUCAGAAGGGUCAUGAAGAAGUCCAAAUCACUAAAAAUAAAUAUUUCAACUUAUGAUAAAGAUAUCAACGAAGCUUUAAAAGAGGAUGAUGAAAAUAAUAUGAGCGAAAAAGGUUCCCUGAUCAUCACUUCACAUCCUGGCUCCGAGACUGAUGAAAGCGUAUCACAUGAAGAUGAUGAGGAUCUUAAGGUCUCCCUCAACGAAGGCUGGAAAAGAAAAUAUGAAAAGAUUGUCACCAUCAAUCCUUAACAUAAAUAUUCUAAAUUUUCGAUAAAAUGUCAAAUU
Molecule: messenger RNA, 484 nt
Organism: Moneuplotes crassus
Lineage: Eukaryota; Ciliophora; Spirotrichea; Euplotida; Euplotidae
Source: the annotation of a GenBank genome assembly